Molecule: messenger RNA, 1404 nt
Organism: Adineta ricciae
Lineage: Eukaryota; Metazoa; Rotifera; Eurotatoria; Adinetida; Adinetidae
Source: the annotation of a GenBank genome assembly
AUGGAUUCUACAACUUCAACUUCCAAGAAACGUCGAAUAAUGAUCAUCACUGCAGAUGAAAGUGUCAUCGAACAAAUUCAAAACAAUACCAACGCUUCGUUGAUCAAAUCGAUUGUUUUGGAUGGUAAUGGUGAUAAUGUAGAAGUUUCUCAAUCAAAUAUUAGAACGAUACAAGCGGAAGCGCAGUCAUUGUCGGUCAAGAAGCAAAAGACUGGUACAUUAACGUGUGUUGUUUGUAGUUCACCGGCUAAUGGGUAUAAUUUUGAUGCAAUAACCUGCGAGAGUUGCAAAGCUUUUUUCCGUCGAAAUGCACUUAAAGAUUCCGUAGAACUGGAAUGCCGCCGUGGCAAUAAUUGUGAUAUUACCAUCGACUCUCGACGACGUUGUGGAGCAUGCCGUCUAGCAAAAUGUUUAAAAAGUGGAAUGAACCGUGAUCGACUUUUAACGGCGGAACAGAAAGCGGUGAAAAUGCGUAAAAUUGAAGAGAACCGGAAUCUUACUACUCUGACACAUUCCGAAUCGCGUGAAGAUAAUCAAGACAAGGACGAGAAACCGAUAAUAACAGUGGUUCACAGUGAUGCACCUUCGCCAAAGAGCACGAACUUACUUCUAGUCAAAGACGUAGCCGAUCUUUUACCGAACGAACCACCAUCGGAGCAACAGGGAUUACUUAGCUGGAAAGACUUACAACGCGUCGAAACGAUUAAACUGUCUUACGAGCAACGUAUUGAACUCGCAGCUCGCGAAGGUCUGCCAUGGAAUCCGACUGUACAUGCGACUACACUUCUCGAUCAUAUCAAUUCCCACUCAGUGACAGCUCUGAGACUUCUAUCAUUCUUCAAGCAAAUUCCGGAAUUCAAUGAUUUGAAUGUUCACGAUCGUGUUACCUUAAUCAAGUAUAACCUAAUGCCACUUACUAUUUUAAACUGCACUCUUUCCUAUGAUGUCAAAACGGAAACUAUCCAAGAAGCGAAAUCCGAUGCUCCGUGGGACUCGUCUAUUUUACUUACAGUUCAUGGUGACGAAUUUUACCAACGAGUGAAGAAAAUCUUCGAGUCAUUCAGUCGUAUCGCAAAAUACGAUCAACGGAUAAUUCAACUAGCAUUGAUUGCGCUUAUUUUAACCAAAGGUUUCUCUGCAAACAGUAAUGUUUCCGAACCUAUUCUAAAUGACGGGUUAGCUGUUUAUCGCGCACAAAACUACUAUACAGAACUACUAUGGAAGUAUCUGGAAACAGUUCACGGGUACGGAAGGGCUAUUCAUAUCUUUAAUGAGUUAGUGGCACACUUCAUGUCCUGGCAAGCGCUUCAAAAUUAUCUAACUCGUAGUUUACCGAAAAUGUUAACUCCCGCCGAAAUGAAUGACUUACUACCCAUAAUGAAAUCAUUGAUAAAUAUUCAUUAG